Molecule: messenger RNA, 510 nt
Organism: Yarrowia lipolytica CLIB122
Lineage: Eukaryota; Fungi; Ascomycota; Dipodascomycetes; Dipodascales
Biological process (GO): actomyosin structure organization; mitotic cytokinesis
Cellular component (GO): cytoplasm; myosin II complex
Molecular function (GO): cytoskeletal motor regulator activity; myosin heavy chain binding; calcium ion binding
Source: RefSeq, a predicted model, not a curated record
AUGGCCAAACCGCGACUUUCAUAUACAAACGGCGCUCCAAGCAAGGCCAAGCGAACGACUUCGGGCCAGUUCAACCAGCUGUCACCGUCGCAGAUCCAGGAGCUCAAGGAAGCGUUCAAUCUGCUCGACAAGGAUGCUGAUGGAAUUGUCAAUGAAGAAGACCUGGAAGAGAUGCUGGUGUCUCUAGGACGAGAUCCAAAGGACGGAGAGGUCCAGGAGAUGCUGAAUCUGCUGCCCCAGCCUCUCACAUUCGCCUCAUUUCUCACAGGCAUGUCCAGUCACUUGUGUGACUUGUCUUCCAAGACAGAUCUGCUCACGGCCUUCAGUGCCUUUUCCAAUGAUGAUUCGGGCAUGGUGAACGUGGAGGAUCUGGUGCAGGAGCUCAUGAGCGUGGGAAUGAGCGAGGAGGAGGCCCGGGACUCGCUCGAAGACUUUACGGUCAAGAGUGGCUUCAGCGGGAAGACGGACUUCAACUACAAGAACUUUGUCAAUUUGCUACGAGCCGAUUGA